Messenger RNA from Megalobrama amblycephala (Wuchang bream), 3150 nucleotides. RefSeq names its product solute carrier family 6 member 11a (gene slc6a11a). The coding region runs from base 285 to 2114 and encodes 609 amino acids. Gene Ontology annotation, biological process: sodium ion transmembrane transport. Lineage: Eukaryota; Metazoa; Chordata; Actinopteri; Cypriniformes; Xenocyprididae. The record is from RefSeq and is a predicted model, not a curated record. Gene Ontology annotation, cellular component: membrane. The transcript is spliced from 14 exons.
AUGCCGGUAAAGGGCAUUAUAGAAGAAUCGCACAGGUCACGACUUGACUGACAGCAUCCUUUGAAGGGUAGCUACACUGCUGAGAAGAAAAGUUUUUAUUAAAAUGCCUGCAGUCGCAGAACUAAUGGACUAAACAGAAUGACAAGUUAACACAUCUCUACUCUCCCCCUCAGGAUAAAAAACCUGGCAACCUAAUCGCCUGCCGCCCUCCCUCGGUAAUGCUUAAAAGCUGUGGUAAAGAAUCAGAUAUUCACAGCGUCUAGACUCGCUUCUUCGAAUCGUACAUGCACACCUACAUAAGCGCUGACAGACACAGACUCCCACACAUAAACACUGUGAGCAUGGCAGACACCUCCACCAGGCGGACAGGGAACCAACAGACUGAUCUAAGUCUUGAAGAGAGAGGCCAAUGGGCAAACAAGAUUGAAUUUCUGCUGACUGUAGCCGGAGCUAUCAUUGGGCUUGGAAAUGUCUGGAGGUUCCCAUAUCUUUGCUAUAAAAAUGGAGGAGGGGCUUUUUUCAUUCCAUACGUCCUGUACCUGCUUACUUGUGGCAUCCCGCUUUUUGUGCUUGAGACAUCUUUGGGUCAGUACACCAGUCAGGGAGGCAUCAUGUGUUGGAGAAAGAUCUGUCCUCUUUUUGAAGGAAUGGGUUAUGCCAGUCAAAUGAUUAUUGUCUAUGGCUCAAUCACCUACAUCAUCAUCAUAGCCUGGGCUUUCCUGUACCUUUUCUCAGCCUUCAGUGUGGAACUACCCUGGGCCAGCUGCAACAAUGUGUGGAACACAGAUGCUUGUAUUGUGCUUAGUGGGAAGAAUUCAAGUUCAGAGUGGACGUCUCCUCUUAAUGCCACUUCCUCAGUGAUGGAGUUCUGGCAUCACAGAGUGUUGCGGCUGUCUGGUGGAAUAGAGCAUUUGGGCACAGUAAGGUGGGACUUGGCCCUUAUUCUUUUACUAGUCUGGAUCGUGGUCUACUUCUGUAUCUGGAAAGGCGUCAAAUCUACUGGGAAGGCAGUCUAUUUCACAGCAACAUUCCCUUAUGUAAUGCUCCUGAUACUGCUCCUACGAGGGGUCACUCUACCUGGUGCCAUCAACGGCAUCCACUAUUAUAUGUACCCAGAUCUGACACGACUGGCUGACCCACAGGUAUGGAUGGAUGCUGGUACUCAGGUCUUUUACUCUUAUGCUAUAUGUCUUGGAUACCUCAGCUCUCUUGGUAGCUACAAUCAAUAUAACAAUAAUUGUUACAGGGACUCUUUCUACCUUUGCUUGCUGAACAGUGGAACCAGUUUUUUGGGUGGAUUUGCCAUUUUCUCUAUUCUGGGUCACAUGGCACAGGAACAGGGGGUGGACAUAUCCCUUGUGGCUGAGUCAGGUCCAGGACUGGUGUUUAUAGUGUACCCUCAGGCGGUGACAAUGUUGCCAUGGUCUCAGUUCUGGGCUGUGUGUUUCUUCACCAUGAUCAUCCUCUUGGGCUUGGACAGCCAGUUUGUUGGACUGGAGAGCAUAAUGACAUCAGUGACAGACAUGUUUCCCACUGUGUUGAGACGUGGCCACAGAAGAGAGAUGCUGCUUUUAGGGAUUUGCCUUGUCUGUUACCUGAUGGGCCUCUUCAUGAUCACAGAGGGUGGUCUGUUCAUCAUUCAGUUGUUUGAUCAUUACGUGUGCAGUGGAGCCACUCUCCUGUUCCUGGCUACUUGUCAGUCUGUGGCCAUUGGCUGGGUAUAUGGUGCUGACCGAUUCUAUGAGAACAUAGAAGACAUGAUUGGCUACAAACCCUGGCCUGUGAUGAAGUAUUGCUGGCUCUAUGCCACCCCCUCUAUCUGUGUAGGCACCUUUAUUUUCUCUCUGGUCAAGUACAAUCCCCUGAAAUUUAAUAAAACAUAUGUGUAUCCAUGGUGGGCAUACGGUAUCGGCUGGUUCCUGGCUAUAUCCUCUCUCUCCCUCAUCCCCAUCAACAUGUUCUACAAACUGUACAAGGGGAAAGGGACCUUCUGGGAGCGUCUCCAGUUGGCUAGCACUCCAGCAGAGGAUCUACCUCAAUCUCACAGACCUUCACCACAUCAUUACACUCUGUCAUCCUGUACAGACAGAGAAAAGACCCCCGACAAUCUUUAAUGCUCAUCUGCCAUUAAAUCAAUUCUCCCUAGAUAUUAAAGGGUUAGUUCACCCAAAAAUGAAAAUUCUGUCAUUAAUUACAUGUUGUUCCACACCUGUAAGACCUUCUUAAGAUCUUUGGAGCCCAAAUAAAGAUUUUUUUGAUGAAAUCUGAUAGCUGUAUGACUCUUCAAUAGACAACAAUUUAACAACCAUUUUCAAGGUCCUGAAAGGUACUAAAGACAUUGUUAAAUUGGUCUACGUGACUGCAGUGGUUCAACCUUAAUUUUAUGAGGUGACGAGAAUAAUUUUUGUGCGCAAAAACAAAACAAAAACAACAAAUUUAUUCAACUAUAUCUUCUGUCCUGUGUCAUUUUGCUACGUUGUUUACGUCCAGUGCUUCCAGGUUUCUACGUCUGAACGGCGGCUCAGUAUUGGCUGAAGCUGAUCACGUGAGCAGGACGACGCAUCCGUGUGAUGCUGGCGCAGGAGCCGGCCAAUAACGAGAGGUUGAACCACUGCAGUCACAUCAACCAUUUUAACAAGUACCUUUAGUACCUUUCUGAACCUUGAAAGUGGUUGUUAAAUUGAUGUCUAUUGAGGAGUUAUCUGAUUUCAUCAAAAAUAUCUUAAUUUGUGUUCCGAAGAUGAACGAAGGUCUUAUGGGUUUGGAACAACAUGAGGGUGAGUAAUAAAUGACAGAAUUUUCAUUUUUGGGUGAACUAUCUCGUUAAACCACAGUUCAGUCAAAAUUAAGCUUUUGAAGCUUAAACGUGUGAAUUCCAUUGAGUUUAUAAUUUUGCAGAAAAAAUAUAGUUAUGUGCCCUAGUGAAAGUUCAAUAAAUUAAAAAGGCAAAAGAGUAACAUAAGUAAACUACUGACACAACUGCCUAUUUUCUCCCUUCUGCAUACAGAUAGUGCCUUGUUUUUAACUAUAUAAAACAUUUAUGGUAACACUUUACAAUAAGGUUCAUUAGUUAGAUUAGUUAACUACAUUAGUGAACAUGAACUAAUAAUGAAGUGCACUUCUACAGCAUUUAUUAAUCUUUGUUAAUGU